ACGAGACAGUCGCCCGUGGACGCGAGAGUAGUAAAUCCGUUCAUUCACAGCAAAGGGAAGAGUGGCUGUGAUGGAAAUCUGACUGAACGGGCUAUUAAAGAACGGAUACUUCUCUUUUUUCUUCCCAUACGAAAAGGAAAGCAUGUUUUGCCCGUGACAUGAACGUUGGAGGAAAUAAGCGCGUCUGGGACGGACUGUGAGCAUCGCAUCUUUAUCUGUCCGUUACGUUGACUCUUUAUCUUCUCGCAUCAGCGCUCGAUAAACAUGGAUUAUUUGUGAUGCUCAGAAGGAAAGGCACAGUUUUGGGUUUAGUUUGUGAAGUUCUUCAACGUGUCCGAAUGUUUAAACUCACUUCACGCGGAUUGUAGCGCUUUUUAGGGGGUUUUAAGGGACUGUUUGUCCGGGUAAAGGCGACUGAGGUGGACUUUAAAUCCGAGGGUGAUGGAGUUUCGCAGGACUUUGGAUGCGCUGGUCGUUGUUUUAGCCCUCAUAUGCUUGUCACAAGGAUCCCGACCCAGGUUGGAAGAUGCCGCACCUCGGAUUGUUGAACACCCAUCAGACCUCAUUGUUUCCAAAGGUGAGCCUGCAACUUUGAACUGUAAGGCCGAAGGAAGACCGACCCCCAUGGUGGAGUGGUACAAAGAUGGCGAGCGAGUGGAAACCGACCGGGAGGAUCCACGGUCUCACCGCAUGCUCCUCCCCAGCGGCUCCCUCUUCUUCCUCCGAAUUGUUCACGGAAGGCGCAGCAAGCCCGAUGAAGGCGUGUAUGUGUGCGUAGCGAGGAAUUACUUGGGCGAGGCCGUCAGUCGUAAUGCCUCUUUGGAGGUCGCAAUUCUCCGGGAUGAUUUCCGACAGACCCCCAGUGAUGUGGUAGUGGCGGCAGGAGAGCCGGCAGUGAUGGAGUGCAUCCCUCCACGAGGACACCCAGAACCCACCAUCUCCUGGAAGAGGAACAAUGUGAAAGUCAAUGACAAGGACGAGAGGAUAACGAUCCGUGGAGGGAAGCUGAUGAUCUCUAACACUCGCAAAAGCGAUGCAGGGAUGUAUGUGUGUGUCGGCACCAAUAUGGUUGGAGAGAAGGACAGUGAUCCUGCUGAGCUUGUAGUGUUUGAGCGGCCCAUGUUUGUGCGCAGACCUGUGAAUCAGGUGGUUCUUGCUGACGAUACAGUGGAUUUCCAGUGUGAGGUUCAGGGAGACCCAGCUCCUACCAUACGCUGGAAGAAAGAGGAAGGAGAACUGCCUCGGGGAAGGUUUGAGAUCCGUGCCGACAACAGCCUGCGUCUGACUCAGGUGAAGGCUGAAGAUGAAGGCUCCUACACCUGUUUAUCAGAGAACAGCGUGGGCAAAGCUGAAGCAUCCGGAUCGCUUCAGGUCCACGUUCCUCCUCAAAUUGUGGUGCGUCCGCGGGAUCAGAUCUCUGCCCAGGGCCGCACUGUCACCUUUCUCUGCGGAACGAAGGGAAAUCCCCCUCCUGCUGUUUUCUGGCAGAAAGAAGGCAGUCAGGUCCUGCUGUUUCCCAGUCAGCCGCCCUCACAGUCAGGCCGUUUUUCCGUGUCUCUGAGCGGAGAGCUUACCAUCACAGAUGUGCACAGCAAGGAUUCUGGCUACUACAUCUGCCAGGCUAUCAGUGUGGCGGGCAGCAUCUUGACCAAAGCACUGCUGGAGGUGGAAAGCACUCCAUCCGACCGGAUCCCUCCCAUCAUCCGCCAAGGCCCGGCCAACCAGACGCUAGCUCCGGGCACCACGGCCCAAUUGCAGUGCCACGUGAUGGGCAACCCUCUUCCGAGCAUCCAAUGGGAGCGCGACGGACAACGAAUCCUGGGCAUCGAUGAGCGCAUUAGCCUAAUGGAAAAUGGCACUUUACAAAUCACAGCCCUGCAGGAGACGGACUCCGGGGCCUACACCUGUGUUGCCUCCAGUCUGAGUGGAGAGACGAGCUGGAGUGGUGUGCUCACAGUAAAAGAGAGUGGCGGUCUAUCAGCAUCUCCAGUAUCAGAGCCCUAUCAGCUGCCCGGUCCUCCUCAGAAACCCGUCGUAACUGAUGUAACCCGUAACAGCGUCACCCUCACCUGGCAACCCAAUGCACACGAAGGCGGCGCGGCCGUCACCUCUUACAUCAUCGAGGCCUUCAGUCAAUCGGCGGGCAGUACGUGGCAGACGGUUGCAGAUUUUGUGAAGCUGGAAAAGCACACUGUCACCGGAUUGUCUCCGAACACCAUUUACCUGUUUAUUGUGCGAGCGGUCAAUGCGUAUGGCCUGAGUGACCCGAGCCCCAUUUCAGAGCCUGUACGAACACAAGAUGUGAGUCCCACAGGUCAGGGUGUUGACCAUCGUCAGGUGCAGAGGGAGCUGGGAGAAAUGUCUGUGCAGCUUCACGAACCUGUGCUGUUGACAGCCUCCAGUGUGAAGAUCAGCUGGAACGUGGACCGUCAGUCGCAGUACAUCCAGGGUUAUCGGCUGCUUUAUCGGCCUGUCGGCGGCUCCUGGUCUCAGCAGGAAGUGAAGGCUGCAACAGAGCGUAGCGCCGUCAUCGCUAACCUGCUCAAAGGAACCGAGUACGAGAUUAAAAUACGACCCUACUUUAACGAGUUUCAGGGCCUGGACAGCCGUUCGCAGACGCUCCGCACGCCAGACGAGGUGCCGAGUGCUCCUCCUCGAGCUGUGAAUGUGGCCACAGUGAAGCUCAGCAACAGCUCCAGCAUCAGUGUUUCAUGGCAGCCUCCUCCCAUCGACAUGCAGAACGGAGUCAUUCAGGAGUACAAGGUCUGGUGUCUGGGUAAUGACUCUCAGACACGCUACAACAUCAAUCAGACGGUGGACGGCAGUGUGCUGAGCACUUUACUGAAGGGUCUCCUGCCCGGCAUCCUGUACCAAGUGGAGGUGGCAGCAGUGACCAGUGCAGGAGUGGGCAUACACAGCCAGCCAGUAUCUGUUCUUAUCAAACUGCCGGCAGAGCAGCCCACAGUCACAGGUGGAGGCAGUGAAUCUGAGGAGAAUGUAAGUCUGGCGGAGCAGAUCACAGACGUGGUGAAGCAGCCUGCCUUCAUCGCAGGCAUUGGCGGAGCAUGCUGGGUAAUCCUGAUGGGAUUCAGCGUGUGGAUCUACUGCAGACGCAAGAAGAGAAAAGAGCUCAGCCAUUACACUGCGUCAUUUGCAUACACACCAGCAGUUGGUUUUCCACAUGGUGAAAGUUCUGGUCUCAACGGAAGGCCUGGUAUGCUGGGUGCUAACAUGGGAAAUUAUCCAUGGCUGGCUGAUUCUUGGCCAACUACCAACCUUGUGCACAACGGGAAAGACUCAGUAAACUGCUGUACGUCUAAACAUGAAACACCGGAGAGAUACUAUAACGAGGCGGGAAUCUCUAAUUACCUCAACCAAAAUGAGAAGUACAGCGCAGACUCCAACGAGGGGCCGAUCUACAGCACCAUCGACCCCACCAGCGAAGACCUGCGCAGUUUUACCGCUCAGUAUUCUCAGCACACCACACCCUACGCCAGCACUCCCAUUAUGCCUUUCACCAACCAGGCGCCCUGCAGCCCUGAGCAAGAUGGCAGCCACUGGAUGACGCAGCCGGGAACCUCCAAUGCUCAGUAUGCCCAGCCAGACCGAUCCAAGACUGAGAACGUAAAACAACCGAAGCAGAAGUUGAUGGGGAAGCCGGUGAAAACACCAUCUCUCAACUGGAUGGAUGCGCAGCCGCCUCCACCCAUCUCUGGAGAUCUGGAGCAGUGUGAUGAGGAGGACGAUAACGAACUAAUACAAGACAUGGGGUCUGAUGAGGAAGAGUGGUGUCCUCCUCUCCCCGAGCGGUCUUACCUCAUAGACGGCAUGGUGGAGGAUGGUCCUGUUCCACCUCCAAGAGGAGAAGCUUCUUCACCCACCACAUCCUACAGCCACCAGUCCACCGCCACUUUAACCCCUUCUCCCAGAGACGACGGACACUUCCACGAUAUACCACGCUUACACCAGCUCGAACAACCACACAUGACACGCCGGUUGCCGUGUGGACCAGUGCCUGUGCCGCGAGCACCAAGCCCACCUCUAACCCAAUCCAACCCAAACCUGUCAGCCAAUCAGGAGUGUCCUGACAACACUGUGCCACACCGUUCAGCUCAUAAACGAGACCUGAGCCAAGGAGCUGCCCAAAGUGUAGAGAACAUCAACAACACCACACCAGGUCGAGCGAGGCCCUCCACAGACCACACACCGCCUGGGCAGAAAUCCAAGGUGAAGAAGAAAGCCUCCAAGAGCGCUCAAUACCGGAGAGAUAUACUGCAGGGCGAUCUGCCUCCUCCACCAGAGCCUCCACCCGAAGACCAGGACCACUGCGCGCAUGUAGGGGGCUUCGAGUGCGGGCAGACGUCCCUCGAGAGAGCCGGCAGCUCUAAUUCGUCCAUGGAGAGGAGAGAACAGAGCACACCCAACCGGAAGAACUCGGCCCAUAGACGGAUAGAUGAAGAAGAUGAUUUAAUUCCUUACAACAAGCCCAACUUCCUGUCCCGAGGUCAGAUAUCCAGCAAUUGCUCCACAACAGGAAGUUCAUCAUCACGAGGGUCAACGGGAUCGCGAGGGCAUGGAACGGGCAGGAAGAGAAAUGAUGAGAUGAGAUAAGGAAAGGCUGUGAGACGCUGGAAGAUUGACUCAGACAUCCCUCCGUUUUCGUUCAGAAACCGAAGAGAAGAACCGAAGAGAAGUGAACGAGUGUACAGAUUUGAGAGUGCGAGUCUGGAACUUUUUGAUUACGUUAUUAAUUAUUGUUAUUAUUGUUAUUUAUGACCUUCAUGGGGGCAUUUUUUCCAUCGCGCCGUCACUGUAAAUAAUCAUCCGUUGAAGCUUUUUACAUGGGCUCCAGAUGCCAGGAAAGAAGAGUAUAUUGUAUUUAUACAUGAAAGAAGAAAUGAAAUCAUGUUAAAAGCGCCGAUAUUAUAGAUAAGUUAACGUCUGAAUGUGCCAACCUCUUGUAGAAAUGUAUACAGCAGCAUUUCAAAGCAUAAUAAUAUUGCACUCGCGUUGUGUUGGAGAACAACAACUUUAAAAAAAACAACAAAAAAAACAAAGCACAAUAUGUGUUGUUUGACCAGCCAGCUAGACAGCCAGUCUCAUGACCUAACCGAGCCGAGGACACUUCUGUCUGUCCGUCCCGUCUCCGUCUGUGGAUCCCCCGUCACAAAAGAAUGUGCUCCCUUUUCCCCCCUUUCUUUUUCCAAGCCAAGAGAGUUUGACGACUGUUGUGAACGAUUGUACUUGUCUUUUUUUAAGGAGUGUUUUUGGAGAUCGUGAGGAAAUGUAUUUCAUUCAAAAAAACCAAAAUUAUGUUUCUUUGACUAACUUUUUGGUAGUCCUUGUUGUUUUGUAUAAAUAAAAUAAAAUACAUUUG
This is a messenger RNA of Danio aesculapii, 5377 nucleotides long. RefSeq names its product roundabout, axon guidance receptor, homolog 3 (Drosophila) (gene robo3). Lineage: Eukaryota; Metazoa; Chordata; Actinopteri; Cypriniformes; Danionidae. The transcript has 27 exons. Gene Ontology annotation, molecular function: axon guidance receptor activity; protein binding. The coding region runs from base 442 to 4611 and encodes 1389 amino acids. The record is from RefSeq and is a predicted model, not a curated record. Gene Ontology annotation, biological process: axon guidance; axon midline choice point recognition; Roundabout signaling pathway. Gene Ontology annotation, cellular component: neuron projection.